GGAGAUAAUUGUUGUACCCUUGACUACAGCUUUCAGUCGUUAUUCGAAUGUUUUAGUGGUCACUCGUCAUGUCUCUUUUUUUCUCUCGAUUUUCUUCUCGGACCAAAGUCCUUUCUUCUCUCCAUCAAAAUCUCUAUUUGACCUCUCAACUAUGCUCAUCGAAACCAACUGUCCAACCUAAGGCUGCAGAAGUUCCUCCAACACAUUACACGGACUUAUUAAGGAGGACUCAUAAGCCAAAUAAUUUGGAGAGAAAAAUUCUUGUGUGGACUGGUCGAUUUAAAAAUGAUGGAGAGAUUCCUAAUGAAAUAUCACAAGAUACCAUGGAAAAGGCCAGAAACAAAGCUAGAAUCAAACUCGCUAAUUACAUGAUGGCUGCCACAGUUGUUGCCUGUAUCGGCAUGGUGAUAAGUGGAAAGAGAGCGGCCGAGAAAGGUGAAACUAUUGCCAAGAUGAACAUUGACUGGCACAAAGAGGUCAAUAAGGAUGCAAAAUAGUUUAGUGUGAUUUCAGUCGUAUAAUACUCAAAUUUCAUGCAAUAAAUUUAGUCUGUUGUUUUCAUACUGGGAGUAUUUUUUUAUUGUUAUAUUGAUGGAGGAUCAACCAGUAUGUGUAUGAAAAAAAUAAAUGCUAUUAUUUAUUUAUUUGCUAACACCCAUCCUCGGUAUUUCAGCCAUUUAGUGAUGCGCUGACAAAUAAAAACGGAAUUCUGUACAAAUUUCUCAUCUGAAGUCAUGUU
This is a messenger RNA of Nezara viridula (southern green stink bug), 739 nucleotides long. Lineage: Eukaryota; Metazoa; Arthropoda; Insecta; Hemiptera; Pentatomidae. The record is from the annotation of a GenBank genome assembly.